AUGAAUUCGUACCGUGCAACAGAAGCAGAUUGUGUAAAUCGACACAAUGUGUUAGGAUUUAGGAGUGUCGUAGACCCGAACCGGAGGUUUUUUUGUAGCUCCGGUUCAAAUUGGGUUCGAUCUGGGGUUUUCCAUGCUGAUGGGAUUGGGAAGAACUGUAAAUUUAGAAAUGUAAUAGCAAAUGUAGGAUCUAACAUAAGGGGCCAUUCGAAUUCUGUUGAGUCCCGUGUAAAUGGGAAUAGCUUUGAGAAGAUAUACAUACAAGGUGGUUUCAGUGUGAAGCCCUUGAUCACCGAGAGGGAAGACGUCACCCGAAAGGACUCGGUUGGAAAAGAUGAAAGGAAAGAAAAUAAGUAUAAUGUGAAUGGAGAUGAUGGUUCAUAUGCAAGUAUCCAUCAGUUGAAAAGAGAGAGUGGUAUUUCGAGGUCGGCUAUUGGGAAACAUGUGUUGUCGGAGAUUGAGAAAGAGGCAUGGGAUUUGCUUCGAACGGCUGUUGUUAACUAUUGUGGGAACCCUGUGGGGACUGUGGCUGCUAAUGAUCCAGCUGAUAAGCAACCGUUAAAUUAUGAUCAAGUCUUUAUUCGCGAUUUUGUUCCAUCGGCUCUUGCCUUCUUGCUCAAUGGAGAGGGUGAAAUAGUGAAGAACUUUUUGCUCCAUACUCUACAGCUACAGAGUUGGGAAAAGACUGUGGAUUGCUAUAGCCCCGGGCAAGGAUUAAUGCCGGCAAGUUUCAAGAUUAGAAGCAUGCCCCUCGAAGGGCGAGAUUUGGAAUUUGAAGAUUUUUCAGAUCCGGAUUUUGGCGAAGCAGCUAUUGGACGAGUAGCGCCCGUUGAUUCAGGGUUGUGGUGGAUUAUUUUAUUGAGAGCCUAUGGGAAAAUCACCGGUGACUACAGUUUGCAAGAGAGAGUGGACGUGCAGACCGGGAUUCGAUUGAUACUAAAUUUAUGCCUAACUGAUGGGUUUGACAUGUUUCCUACUCUGCUCGUCACUGAUGGUUCUUGCAUGAUCGACCGUAGGAUGGGAAUCCACGGACACCCUCUCGAGAUUCAAGCUUUAUUCUACUCAGCCUUGCGCUGCUCGGGCGAAAUGCUGACGGUGAACGACUCGACAAAAGACCUAAUCGUGGCCCUCAAAAACCGCCUCAGCGCCCUAUUAUUCCACAUACGAGAGUACUAUUGGGUGGAGGCAAACAAAAUAAACGAGAUUUACCGUUACAAAACCGAGGAAUACUCUACGGAGGCUGCCAACAAGUUCAACAUCUACCCAGACCAGAUUCCCGGCUGGCUCAUGGACUGGAUUCCUGAGUCGGGUGGGUAUUUCAUGGGAAACUUGCAGCCAGCUCACAUGGACUUCAGAUUCUUCACGCUUGGGAACAUUUGGUCGGUGGUCUCUUCUCUCGGCACGCAUGAACAGAAUGAAGGCAUUAUGAGUUUGAUAGACGAGAAGUGGGAUGAUUUAGUGGGCCGAAUGCCGCUCAAGAUUUGUUACCCGGCUUUGGAAAACGAGGAGUGGCGGAUAAUUGUGGGUGGUGACCCUAAGAAUACGCCGUGGUCUUAUCACAAUGGCGGGUCGUGGCCGACGCUUUUGUGGCAGUUCACGUUGGCAUGCAUUAAGAUGGGAAAACUGGAUCUGGCCCAAAAAGCAGUGGACUUAGCCGAGAAAAGGCUUCCGGUCGAUCACUGGCCCGAAUACUACGACACCAGGCACGGGAGGUUCGUGGGGAAACAGGCUCGGCUUUACCAGACAUGGACAGUUGCUGGCUACUUGACCUCAAAACUGCUGUUAGAAAACCCGGAUAAGGCGUCCAAAUUGUGUUGGGACGAGGACUAUGAGGUGCUCGGGAAUUGCGUGUGCGGCCUCAAAAGCGGGCCGAGGAAGUGCUCCCGGCUCGAUGCUCGAAUGAGAAGCAGCCUUGUUUAG
Messenger RNA from Striga hermonthica, 1920 nucleotides. The record is from the annotation of a GenBank genome assembly. Lineage: Eukaryota; Viridiplantae; Streptophyta; Magnoliopsida; Lamiales; Orobanchaceae.